This is a messenger RNA of Oldenlandia corymbosa var. corymbosa, 2194 nucleotides long. NCBI's taxonomy places the organism in Eukaryota, Viridiplantae, Streptophyta, Magnoliopsida, Gentianales, Rubiaceae. The record is from the annotation of a GenBank genome assembly.
CCUCCAGCCCGUGGGGGACUCCGGUGUAUUUAUGACCUCAAGUUGAAAUUCUCAUUCCCCCAAAUAUUACGCGUUGGUCUCAAGCUUUCUUUUCGCUCUGCGAUUCCCUCAGCACUCGAUCCGAUCCCUCCCCUUUUCCAAGCCUUCCCCCGGGUAAAUAAAUCUUCUUCUCCGAAUUUCUCCACAGCAUUUCCAUCUCUUCUUUGAUUUUGCAAUUCAAUUUACUACCGACGAUUCCUUUGUUUUUCCAUCUCGCAAGGUUCGAAUCUCGCUGCGAUUUGCUGAAUUUCAGUGUUUAUUCGGAUCAUUCAUAAGAAAGCAUAAUGGGGCUGACGUUCACAAAGCUAUUCAGUCGGCUUUUUGCCAAGAAAGAGAUGCGCAUUCUGAUGGUAGGUCUUGAUGCAGCUGGUAAGACCACAAUUCUGUAUAAGCUCAAGCUCGGAGAGAUUGUCACCACAAUUCCCACCAUUGGUAUGCUCUUUAGACACAUCGCAUUUUUUCUUUUACUUACUGAAUCACUUUCUAGUCGGAGCUUUGAUUGCAGAGGGCCUUUCGGCGUCUCUUUUUGUUGUUAAAGUUUGAUUGUUAAUACUGCUGCGUGGUUUUGAUUUUGUCUUGUUUGCACUAUAAUGAAUUUAGUACUUUUGCGUUCCUGUUAUUCCAUCCAGUUGUUAGAAGGAUAACUAGGACUUCACAAAGUGCAGUACUAGUCAUUAUUUUGAGUGCUUGCGGUAAUACACAUCCAGAUGUUUGUGUUCUAGAUCGAUGGUUCUGUGAGUAUUGAAAUCAUAGCCAGUAAAACGAGAAAUGACCUUCUGAAGAUAGUAGGGCUGAGUAGCAGCCAAAAAUUUUUCAUUAGGGCUGAGUAGCAGCCAAAAAGGUUUCAUUCUUUCUCCUACUGUCCUUCGGAAACAAAUCAAGACUGGGUCUUAAAAGUGUAGGUGGUGCAGAAUUGAUAACAUUGAGUUCCUGUGAAUAGAAAUGUCUUGAAACGGAGUGCAUCUGUUGGCCGAUAUUCACUAUAUGUUGAAAACAGCUAGUUAUUUACCUGAGGUGUACAUGUUAGUGUAGUUGGAUGAUGACUGUACACUUUACUUUUUUAUCAUUAUUGAAAUUCCUUGAAAUUUUGGGAGCAUAAUGGGUUUAAAGGAUGGACUUUCAGUUAAACAUUCUGUUUGCUUUUUGAAUUCUUUUUUGGGGUAACAUGAUGGUAUUUCUGUGCAUCUGAACCUCGGGAACACGUUUUUGCUCAUGUCAGGAUUUAAUGUGGAAACUGUUGAGUACAAGAACAUUAGCUUUACCGUCUGGGAUGUUGGGGGUCAGGACAAGAUCCGCCCCUUGUGGAGGCACUACUUCCAAAACACUCAGGGUCUCAUCUUUGUUGUGGACAGCAAUGAUAGAGACCGUGUUGUGGAGGCUAGGGAUGAAUUACACAGGAUGUUGAAUGAGGAUGAACUGCGAGAUGCAGUAUUACUUGUGUUCGCUAACAAACAAGAUCUGCCCAAUGCAAUGAAUGCUGCUGAAAUAACUGACAAGCUUGGCCUACAUUCCCUCAGGCAGCGUCAUUGGUACAUCCAAAGCACUUGUGCCACUUCCGGAGAGGGGCUUUAUGAAGGGCUGGAUUGGCUCUCAAACAAUAUUGCUAACAAGGCGUAAAGUGAUCCGGAGCUAUUUUGAUGGGUGUAUCCUGGAUGCAGGUGGCUUUUUAUCUAGUUUUUCUUUCUCCCGGAAGUGUGGUUGCUCUUGGAUUUCAGUUUUUAAGUCAUUUCAUUUUUGUUUCUAAAGUGGAGUUGACUACACUUGGUUCUAUGUAAUUGCAAAGUGCUUGUCUAGGUUUGAAUAUAUAUUUCAUUUAAGUAUUAGCUUGUAAUUUUAACAGAUAUUAAAUUGUUACGGUAAUGGGUUUGUUUUGCUCCAUUCCUUCCGUCUUCCCUUUUCCUUCUCUUUAUUCGAUUUCCCAUUGCCGAGCAUACUGUUGUCGAUUUAAAUAACUUGAUCUUUCUCCUCGAUGCCUAAUCUUUGCUGAUGAGCAUAUUAGCGUGGUCAAUUUAGUAGUUGAACGCUGCAGAACUAUUUAUUAAUCAAAACUUGAACGCACUGUACAACCGUUUUGACCUAAAAUAGACGGCCAGCGUUUGCUUGACAUUGUCCUAAACCAUUUUGACCUAACUUUAUUAAUGAUUGCCACUCGCAA